Messenger RNA from Capsaspora owczarzaki ATCC 30864, 1149 nucleotides. RefSeq lists its product as hypothetical. Gene Ontology annotation, biological process: ubiquitin-dependent protein catabolic process. NCBI's taxonomy places the organism in Eukaryota, Filasterea, Ministeriida, Capsasporidae. The transcript has 4 exons. The coding region runs from base 83 to 934 and encodes 283 amino acids. Gene Ontology annotation, molecular function: ubiquitin binding; ubiquitin conjugating enzyme binding. The record is from RefSeq and is a predicted model, not a curated record. Gene Ontology annotation, cellular component: cytoplasm.
UAUUUCAUCCACUCGUCCACUCUUCCAAUCCCAGUUUCCAAAGCUCAUCCUAUUUCUUCAUCAUACAGCAUCUCUACACACAAUGUCGCGAGGCGGACUUGCACCGGAUUUCCUGACAAUCACUCCGACGCCGCAGCAACUCCAGCAGCAGCACGCUGCGUAUCCUCCGCAGCAUCACCCGCAGCAGUUCAAUCCCUACGGCGGUGCGGGUGGGAUGGACGGGUCGGGCGGUCCGCUGCGAUGGGGCGUUCUGAACGUCUUCCUGCGCGACGCGGUGCUGGUCAAGAGCUACAGCUUGCUCAAGAUGGACCCGUUCGUCCAGCUGCAGAUUGCAGGCCGCUCUGCACGCUCAGCCACGGCCACCAAGGGCGACAAGAACCCGCGAUGGAACCAGACAGUCAGCCUGACUGUCCCGAACGGACAUUCACACUUGGUGCUGACCAUUAUGGACGAGGGCAUGACGAGCGACAAGGCGAUCGCGCACUGCACAAUCAAUCUGGAGGAAGCCUUCACUCAACGCAAUGUCCCCACCCGCCCGUACGACCUGCAAGGCAAAAACCCCAGCGAAGGCAGCAUUCAGCUGGAUCUCACAUUCUUGCCCGGCGCAAUCUUGCAGGCAAACCCGGUCGUGUAUUCGAGCGGUGAUCUAUUCGAUCCAGCGGAUUACGGAUCUGUGCCGACAAUCAUCAUGCCACAGCAACCGCCACCCAUGAUGUACCAGCCACAGCAGCCCAUGCGGUACAACACUCAGCCUUCGCCACAGCAAGACGAUGCGCAGAGGAACCAGCAGGCAUUGGAGUUGCGCACCAUGUUCCCCAACCUGGACUUGGAAGUCAUUCGCAGCAUUCUCGACUCCAACAACGGCAACGCAGACACGACGCUGACCACCUUGCUCGAAAUGAAUGAGGCUCAUGUGGAUGAAUCCUCGACCUAAUUAUCUCGCUGGCCUGUGGCUUGUUUAAUGUCGUUGCUGAAGAACAAACCAAAACUACAAAGACCCACAAAAACAAAACACCACAAAACUAACUAAUGCCUGCGACUAACUAAUGCCUGCGUUUCGGUUCUGCUUUUGUUGUCUUUGAGCGCUAAUUGAGCUUUAUGAGCUUGAAUGUUUGAUGUAUUCGUGUGGAAUCACAACGAUUUUGAGCA